ACUAAGCUGUUUUACAAAUCUAAUCCUGUACUUUCGAACAUUAUUUGUCACUUCUUAUCCAUUUUGGAUUUAGCGAGAAGGCUUAAUAAUAUCAACUAAAAUAACGACAAAAUGUCGUCGGAGGAAUUUGAGAAGCUUCAUGAGAUCUAUAAAUCCUUGUAUGAGGAACUAAAACUGAUGCCUGAACGAGUGUUGCGGUGUCACGGAGAGGAGAAGAAGAGGCUGGUGAGAGUCUUUGAUGAGAGAUUGGGGGAGGCAGAGGAAGUGCUGCAGGGCAUGGAGAAGGAGCUGAUGUACGCACCCUCCUCCUUCAGGAACCCCAUGUCCACGAAGGUGCGACUGUACCGCAGAGACCUUGGGAAGCUCCAGAGAGACAUAAGGAGCUCAGAACCAGGCCAGGGUUUCUCUGGCCACCCAGGAGACAGCAGGCAGGGACUGUAUGCCGCAGAUAAUGACCACAGUACAUAUAUGCAGUCCCAGCGUGCCUUGCUGAUCCAAGGAACAGAAUCCUUGAACAGUGCUUCGCAGAGUAUUGAGCGCAGCCAACGAAUCGCCGCAGAAACCGACCAGAUCGGUGCCGACAUUAUUGAGGAGCUCGGAGAACAGAGGGAACAGCUUGACCGCACACGAGACCGGCUAAUUAACACUGGUGAGAACCUCAGCCGAAGCAGGAAGAUUCUACGCGCUAUGUCACGAAGGCUGAUGACAAACAAACUACUGCUCUCUGUUAUCAUUCUCAUGGAACUGGCCAUCCUAGGAGCUGUGGUGUACCUCAAGUUCUUUCGUAAAUAAGGAACACGCGUCGUCAAAAGAGCAACACGGCCUACGUGUGUUUGGUCUCUCCUCCUCUCCCGUCUCCUCCACUUCUCACCUUUUUUUUUUUUUUUCUUUUUGGCAACAUCAUGAGGUGAUAUCCUCCAUCGUUCACCAAGCUUGACUUGAAACAACAGCAUGUUGCCACAAUAGACUUUUAUCUUCUUUCCACCUCUGUCACUCUUCCGCAACUCUUCCUCUGUGCGGGAGUCACGUUAGAGGUCAAGGAGCAGAGAGGGUCUUUUCCUACUCUGAGGAAAGUGGAGACGGUUCCAUGUACCCACCUCACAUGGAAGGAAAACAUUUAGAUACUGAUCUCAAUGGAUUUUCACUAUGCUCUUUGAUUUAGCUGUGGAAACUCAUGUGACUGAGCCAUGCUUGCCAUGGAGAGACAUGUGCAGUUUAUUUUAAACCCUUCCUCUGAUGCCUUAGACCACAGGAUGGAAGGCAAUUCAGAACUUGCUUCAGUGGUUCCUGAAGAGCACCACUUGUGAAGCUGGCCUCUUACAAGGAGCUGGACAGAGUCCUAGUGAAAUGUAUAUCUGAGUAUGAACUUGACUCAAGUGUUAAUCUUUUUAGCACUAAUCAACUACUUAGCUAGAGUUACAGUGUAACUGACCUUGUAAAGUAAUGUGAUUUUUUUUUUAAACUUCU
Molecule: messenger RNA, 1467 nt
Organism: Chanos chanos (milkfish)
Lineage: Eukaryota; Metazoa; Chordata; Actinopteri; Gonorynchiformes; Chanidae
Gene: vti1b
Product: vesicle transport through interaction with t-SNAREs 1B
Exons: 6
Coding region: 112-792 (226 amino acids)
Biological process (GO): macroautophagy; retrograde transport, endosome to Golgi; Golgi to vacuole transport
Cellular component (GO): late endosome membrane; SNARE complex; ER to Golgi transport vesicle membrane
Molecular function (GO): SNAP receptor activity; SNARE binding
Source: RefSeq, a predicted model, not a curated record